AGUUGCCUCAUCUUCAUCUAAAUCAACCACUUGCAAAAUGGCCGCGACACUGUUCCUGAACAACAGUCACGAUCUAGAUCUUCUGCUUGGAUUUCUCCAUCUACCUCCAAAAUCGAUUGAAAUUAGCAAAAAGAAAAGGCAUGGAAGCCAAGAAGUAUCGGGUCCAGCAUUUCAACAAGGAGAAGCUGUAGUAUCAGGGAUUUUUACUGUUGCUAGACAACUUGUCAAAUUUGCCGCCAACUUAUCACCUGAGGCAAAAGUUUUGAAUGUUUCAAAUGUGCUUGAAAACUCACAAAUUCAGCAAUGGCUCCUUUAUUGUGAAACUCAUCUCAAACCAUCACUAAAUGAUUCGCAAGAAAUGCAGCACAGAGCAAAGGAACUCAAUGACCAUUUCUGUAGCCAAACCUUUGCUGUAGGGAAUCAUAUUUCUUUGGCGGACCUCUUCAUCUUUCAAGCAAUACAUCCUUACAUGAUUACACAGUCAUUUCUGGAAAAGGAGAGACUUAUACACAUUUCACGGUGGUUUAAAAAUGUGCAGCAUACACUCAAGGCAGGACAAAAGUUUUCCCAUGUGCCUUUCCACAGAACAGAGUUGUACAGCAAAUAAACAUAGAUGAAACCUCAAAAAUAUUUUUCUGCCAAAAGACAGUUUCAAUUAAAUUGUCUUUAUAAUGAACACUUUUAUCAGACAUCAAAAUUAAGAUUUUAUUAACAAGAAACAGGUUACAACUUUCUUGUCCUUCUUCAAUACCGACAGCACUACUUUAUUUCUGCCAGUAGAUUUUUAAAAUGCAGGGAUUCUAAGUUAAAAAAUGUUAGGGUUAGGCAUGGUUGUGAUUUCAAAUUUUUCAUGCAAAAUUUCCCUAUUAAAAUUACGAAAGACAUCAAAAAAAGUAAACUUGCAAAGAAAUCAGGGAUUGCAUGUUUUUGAUAAAAAAAAGUCAUAUGGGUUAAUUUAAAAUACCAAUAUAAGAUCAAGCUGAAAUUUAAAUUAUUUCAAGGUAUUUCUAAAUAUUUACAUUUUUGACCUUUUCAGCAAUAUAUUAUAAACUUGCUAGUAAAUCAGAAUUUUGAAAUAAAAUCAAAUAAUUUUACAUUUAUACAUUCAGAUAAAACAAAAUACAUUAUUACAACGAGUAAUAAAUUAGUCUACAAGUAAAAUUUUGCCUAUGUCUACAACUACAAGUAUAUAGAAAUACCUUGAUUACUUUAAUGUCUUUUAUACUUAUUAAAAAAUGUGAUGCAUUGAAAAGCUUAGAUCUGCUUUACCUAUGUAGCAAACAAUAGUCUUAGUGUGUUCCACAAUGUAUGAGACUUUGUAUGCCAUGAAGUUCCAUUGAUAAACAAUGCAUGUAAA
Rhopilema esculentum is the source of this 1357-nucleotide messenger RNA. RefSeq names its product eukaryotic translation elongation factor 1 epsilon-1. Gene Ontology annotation, biological process: positive regulation of DNA damage response, signal transduction by p53 class mediator. NCBI's taxonomy places the organism in Eukaryota, Metazoa, Cnidaria, Scyphozoa, Rhizostomeae, Rhizostomatidae. The record is from RefSeq and is a predicted model, not a curated record. Gene Ontology annotation, cellular component: cytoplasm; aminoacyl-tRNA synthetase multienzyme complex; nucleus.